This is a messenger RNA of Carcharodon carcharias (great white shark), 2507 nucleotides long. It is a transcript of the gene entrep1, whose product is annotated as family with sequence similarity 189 member A2. The record is from RefSeq and is a predicted model, not a curated record. NCBI's taxonomy places the organism in Eukaryota, Metazoa, Chordata, Chondrichthyes, Lamniformes, Lamnidae. The transcript is spliced from 11 exons. Gene Ontology annotation, cellular component: membrane. Bases 174 to 1874 code for a protein of 566 amino acids.
UGCAUUUCCUAAAAGGCAGUUCCUUGCAAAUGGCUUUUGAGUGAAUUGUAUUUUUUUUUGGGGGGGGGCGCAGAGUAAAUUAACUUUCUCUGUUGGGGUGUGACUGUUGAUCCCUGGGACCACAGUCAACCCUCUCUGUCUCUGCCUUGUCUUACCCCGUCUCCUGUGGUCAGAUGUCACUGCCAGUGGUCUUGCCCACCUCUUGCUGCCCAGUGCAAGCUAACGCACCAGGCGGGGAGACGCCGCUGCGGAGCCGGGCUCGAUGUGUAUCAUGGCCGGGAGCGCUGCACUCCGGCAGCAGCCCGGCUCGCCAGCCGCUGUCCUGCCCGCUCUACGGCCGCUCCCUCUUCGCCCUGGGACUGCUCCAGAUCGCGCUGGGCUUCUCCAUCGUGUCUCUCAGCUUCGGGGCUCUGUCCCUCACCGAGUCCCCCAACGUCAGGAACUCUUGUCCCUUCUGGGCCGGUUCCUCGGUGAUCCUUUCAGGAAUCCUGGGAUUAACCACAUGGAAAAGGCCAAUGUUACUUCUGGUAAACCUGUUCAUCCUGCUGUCCGUUGUCUGUGUCCUCCUGAACUUGGCUGGAUUUGUUCUCUCAUGCCAGAGUGCUCAGUUUGUGUCUGGCAUUGUGGACUGUGAGCUGGUCAAGGUUGUUGAGGGCAAUAGUUGCUUCUGCUGUGAUGACAACCAGUCAAUGAAAUGCAAUGAUAAGAAGGAGAUACUGAUAUUAUACCCGGUUCUCUCCGUCUCCUGCGACACAGUGCGACUUGUGCUUAAGGACCUGCUGUUUGCCAUAUGUGUAUUGAAUGCAUUGACCACCACAGUGUGUGUUGUAGCUGCUGCCUUGCAGUAUCUCCAGAUAUUUGUUGGCAGACGACCCCAGGUGGUUGAAGCCCAGAUUCCCCAAGAAGAGUCUGAAGGAGCUCGCCAGAUACCUGACCCUGAUGAAUUUGUUCCACCCAUUCCCCCUCCUCCAUACUUCUCCACUUUCUGCUCCUACACUCCCAGGAUUAAUCCACGCAUUCUGAGCAAUGAUGUCAUUCCUCUGACUCAUAUCUAUGCAACCAGGAUGAAAGGGAUCGAAGUGUUUUGUCCAGUGGAACCACCUCCCCCAUAUGAAGCUGUGGUGAGCAACCAAAACGACGAGCAGGUUUCGAGCUUGCAGGUCACAGAGGUCAUGGAUGGGGCAUCUGAAAGAACAUCAAGUGGGACAUCAGAUGAUAACAAUCCCCCGAGCGGUUCUCUCAACGACUCACUGCAACUCUGCAUCGUGCACUCCUCCCGGAGCAGGAAUUCUGAAUCAGGAUGCAGGAAGUCGAACAGGUCGGGUCUGAGAGGAUCAAGCAGUGACCCACUGCUCCAAGAACUAGUUAUAGAAGAAUUAGUGGUCAGCUGCGAAGCAGCGACACAAACGGACGAAAGGCCAGAGGUGCAGGUUGUGACCUUGCGAAAGGGUCACAGGUCGGGAACCCCCAAGUCAAGGCCCAGGUCACUGGUAGAUUAUAGCAGCUAUAGAGACACCAAGUUAUUGGUUGCUAGCUUCUUGGAGCACUCAUCAUGCACAAUGACCCCUGAGGUGCAGGAACUGGUAGAAAAUAUUCGAUCAGUUUUGCAGUCCGAUGAGGAACACAUGGAAGAGGCAGUGGCAAGCGCCAACAUACUCGAUCAGGCGAUCACCAGCAGCUCCGAACACAGCACCUUGAGCAGGGAGACACCUCAGACACAAGGCCACGCGCGACUACUCCAUCUUCAGAGUUGCGGAGACCUGAGCACAUUUGCUGAUGCUGAGUCAGAGAUGGGAGACAGAAGCAGAGAGCACAAAAGCCAUCAGGAGAGGCCCCACAGUCUGAUCGGCGUGAUACAAGAGACUGUGCUUUAAAUACGCAGGACAUUUCAAGAGUGCAAUUUGAGCCAGGAUGCAGCUUCACACCAGCAACUAAUAAUGCCUGGAAGGGAAUAAGUCUAAGGAUGAGAGUGCAAUGUGAGGAAAGGGGAAGACUGACAUAGAACCAUACCUAACAUGUUGGAGAACAAACUAUGCAAAUAUAGCUUAGGAGAUUCAGUGAAAAACUGCUCAAAAUGUGCUUAGUUCAAUGGAAAAUGAUGAAAUUUGUCCUUUAUAUUGUAAAAUGUCAUGGUGUUCAAAAGCAUCUCAUGUCUCUGGUAAGCCAACAAUCCUGAUGACUCCCUAACCGCCCUGGUUCAUUAAAGAGAAAUCUACUUCUCAAUACCUGUUCCUUAGGUCUAAUCAAGUCAAAGGGCACUUUAUUUAAAAACAGCAAAUGAGGAAUUGCCAGGCCAGGCAAAGCAAGGCAGUAACAUGAGAACAGGUUUAACACUAAUGUUUUCCCUUUGUUUCUUAUUGUGUUGCUCAGAAUUACAUGUCCUUUGCAUUUUGUAGUACUGUUUUGUUUAAAAUUUAACAAAUGAAUUAGUGGAAUUUUAAUCUUUAAUGUUAUAUAUGUAUAGAGAAAAAUAUAGAUUAUAUAUAAAAAUAAAACCCUGCAGCUUA